Molecule: messenger RNA, 3678 nt
Organism: Ceratotherium simum simum (southern white rhinoceros)
Lineage: Eukaryota; Metazoa; Chordata; Mammalia; Perissodactyla; Rhinocerotidae
Gene: PLS1
Product: plastin 1
Biological process (GO): actin filament bundle assembly; actin filament network formation
Cellular component (GO): actin filament; actin filament bundle; cytoplasm
Molecular function (GO): calcium ion binding; actin filament binding
Source: RefSeq, a predicted model, not a curated record
GGAGCGGCAGAGCGGCCGUGCGGGCGCUGGGGUCCGGAGCGCGAGCUGCGGCCAGGGCAGGACGAGCGCGGCAGAUAUAAAGACCUGAAGAUAGUCUUUCCUGUCCAAAGAUGGAAAACAGUACCACUACCAUUUCUCGGGAGGAGCUGGAAGAGCUACAAGAAGCAUUUAAUAAAAUAGAUAUUGACAAUAGUGGGUAUGUCAGUGACUAUGAACUUCAGGACCUGUUUAAGGAAGCAAACCUUCCUCUGCCUGGCUACAAGGUGCGCGAGAUUGUGGAGAAAAUUCUAGCAGUUGCUGACAGCAACAAAGAUGGCAAAAUCAGUUUUGAAGAGUUCGUGUCACUAAUGCAAGAGUUAAAAAGCAAAGACAUCAGCAAAACUUUCCGAAAAAUAAUUAACAAGAGGGAAGGGAUUACUGCUAUUGGAGGAACUUCGUCCAUCUCCAGUGAGGGCACACAGCAUUCUUAUUCAGAGGAAGAAAAAGUGGCUUUUGUUAACUGGAUAAACAAAGCCCUGGAGAAUGACCCUGACUGCAAGCAUCUCAUCCCCAUGGAUCCCGAUGAUGGCAGUCUUUUCAAGUCGCUUGCAGAUGGCAUCCUUCUGUGCAAAAUGAUCAACUUAUCCGAACCAGAUACAAUUGAUGAAAGAGCCAUUAAUAAGAAAAAGCUCACCCCUUUCACUAUUUCAGAAAAUUUAAACCUGGCCCUGAAUUCGGCCUCAGCCAUUGGUUGUACAGUGGUCAACAUUGGUGCACAGGAUCUCAAAGAAGGAAAACCUCACUUGGUCUUGGGACUUCUCUGGCAGAUCAUCAAAGUUGGUCUUUUUGCUGAUAUUGAGAUUUCCAGGAAUGAAGCUCUGAUUGCAUUGCUAAAAGAAGGUGAGGACCUCGAAGGACUGAUGAAGCUUUCUCCAGAGGAAUUACUGCUGCAGUGGGUGAACUACCAUCUGACCAAUGCCGGAUGGCCUACCAUCAGCAACUUCAGCCAAGACAUUAAGGAUUCAAGAGCAUAUUUUCAUCUGCUUAAUCAGAUUGCACCUAAAGGUGACCGGGAUGGUGAACCCGCCAUUGCCAUUGACCUUUCAGGAUUUAAUGAGAGAAAUGACUUAAAGCGUGCUGAAUUCAUGCUUCGAGAAGCAGAUAAACUGGGCUGCAGACAGUUUGUUACUCCUGCAGACGUGGUUUCAGGCAAUCCUAAACUCAAUUUAGCUUUUGUAGCUAAUCUGUUUAACACAUACCCAGGCCUACACAAGCCUGAUAAUAGUGACAUCGAUAUAAAUUUAUUGGAAGGAGAGAGCAAGGAAGAGAGGACAUUUCGGAACUGGAUGAAUUCCUUGGGCGUCAACCCAUACAUUAAUCAUUUAUACAGUGACCUUGCAGAUGCUUUAGUGAUCUUUCAGCUCUAUGAAAUGAUCCGCGUGCCAGUCAACUGGAGCCAAGUCAACAAACCUCCUUAUCCUGCUCUUGGAGGGAACAUGAAGAAGAUUGAAAACUGUAACUAUGCAGUGGAACUGGGGAAGAAUAAGGCCAAAUUCUCCUUGGUUGGCAUCGGUGGGCAGGACCUAAAUGAAGGGAAUGCAACACUUACUCUGGCAUUGAUAUGGCAGCUGAUGAGAAGGUACACACUGAAUGUGUUAUCGGAUCUCGGAGAGGGUGAAAAAGUAAAUGAUGAAAUUAUUAUUAGAUGGGUCAAUCAGACUCUUAAAAAUGCACGCAAAAAUACUUCUAUUUCCAGCUUCAAGGACAAAUCUAUUAGCACUAGUUUACCUGUCCUAGAUUUAAUAGAUGCCAUUGCACCAAAUGCAGUUCGUCAAGAAAUGAUCAAGAGAGAAGACCUUUCUGAUGAGGACAAGCUGAACAAUGCUAAAUAUGCCAUUUCAGUUGCUCGAAAAAUCGGUGCCCGGAUAUAUGCCUUACCUGAUGACCUCGUAGAAGUGAAACCAAAGAUGGUUAUGACGGUGUUUGCAUGCUUAAUGGGAAAAGGAAUGAACAGAAUAAAAUAAUGAAACAUUUAAUAUGAUUUUUCUGCCACAUUAAACACAUUGAAUGCCUCACAGUUUACAGAAUUCUGAAAUGUAGUGGGUAUAAAACCAGAGAUUAUUUGUAUGCUCAAAAUAGUUAUAUAAUUCAUUAAUGAAUUCAGUAUCCUGUUCCUACUAGUUAGAAUUUCUCGACCUUUUUGGAAAACACAAUUAAUUUACCAGUCGAUACUGAUAAUAGAAUAUGUUCAUUAUCAAGCUGAUAUUUCAUGAUUAAAUUAUUUUUGCUUCCUGAAAGGCUCAUUUAAAACAAGACUGAUUCAUUCUUUUUCAUGGUUCACAAAAGGUUGAUACAAAAAAAUUUUUGCAGGUUCUGCUGUGAAAUGUGUUUUGAUUAUUUUGUGUGUGUUAAUUUUGAUCAUAAAUGUAUUCAAAGUCAUUAUCUAGUUUAAUCCUUUUUUUCCCUUCAACUAUGUGAAGUGGUCUAAAACUUUAAUUUUUCGGUAAAUUUCUAUAUUGUCAAAUUUUUAAGUGACAAGUAUUGUGCAUUGACAUUAAACUUUUUUAUAGGUGACAACUAAUUCUUGAAUAAAUCCCAAAGUCAUUCUUUUGUAAAGCAGGAGCUUUUCACUUAAAACUUAAUUUAAACUGCAUUGAUACUUUACAUAUGCUAGUUUGGUAAUACAGCUUUAACUAUGACAUGCAGCAUAUAUACGUUGGUAGGAUGUUAUUAAAGAAAUAUCUCUGUAUGUAUAUAUAGUUUGCACCUGACUUACUCAGGUUUUCUUAAAUGGUACAUAUAAUUGGUCAGUCAGCCAACCAUUAAGUAUUUAUUGUGCCUCCAUUAUGUGUGUAACACUUCUCAGUUAGUAGAUAUCUGGUACAUCAAGAUUUCUUUUAGAAAUAUUCAUUUUGGAUGUGCAUAUAGUUAUUUUUCACCUGACUUCUUCCAAAUAUUUAUAGUCAAACAUUGGCUAGAGCAUCUCAAGACAUGUUGACACUAUACUGUUAGCUUCAUAUUACACAUGCUAAUUUUGAUCUAUAUUGAAGCCCUAAAUAAUUUAGAAUAUGCCCACUGAAUACCUUUAGUAGAAAGUAACACAAAGCUAAUAUUCAACAUAGAGUAUUUUCGUGUUUUUUCCACAGCCUCCUACAAAUUGGCAAUGUUUGGUUAAUGCUUGUGUUACUUGGGAAUAGCUAAUCUUCAGACCUAUUUUUGUCUGAAUUUUUAGCAGUAGACCAAUUCUGCUAACAAUUGAAUUCAGAAAUCUACUUCCUCCAUCUUCCACUGUUAGUGCCAGUGAGCAAUACUGCUGUGCAACCAGAAUGCUGUCACUUUAUCUCAGUGUGAAUAAGUAGUCUAAAUCUCCUUUCUACCAUCUAUUAAAACAUACAUAUUGGUAAGAGUGAGACUUCUCAUGUGUUUAGAAUAGAAUUUUUUAGAUGAAAUCAUCAACAGGUGGAAUUUUGAAAUAUAUUCUUCUACAAAAGAGAUUUUCUUCCCUUUUAUAUUUUGAUGAUUGUUUUCUUAUAUGAAGAUUAAGAUAUGUUCUUGCUCUUUUGUGAGAUUAUUUAAAUCAUGCUUCCCCUUUUGAUUUUUUCCCCAUUAUAUUUACUAAGUUAUCUGAUUUACAUGAAAUAUGGCACUUGAGUGUUAUUUUUCUCACAAAAUAUAUUUAAUAAAAAUUCUGUGUAUGUA